AUGCUAAAAAAUAUAUUAACCGUUCAUAAUAACAUUUACCUAAGAUAUAAGAAAAGAUUUUUCUGCCAUGAAUUAGUAAACUUAGGAAUUCUUGCACACAUUGAUGCAGGAAAAACAACAAUAUCGGAGGAUAUUUUAUAUAAUGCGAAUGAAAUAAGAGCAAAGGGGAACAUAAAUGAUCAAAACACACAGUUGGAUUUUUUAAAGCAGGAAAAAGAACGAGGGAUAACAAUAAAGACAGCUUAUUCAUGUUUCAAAUGGAAUAAUGUAAAUGUAAAUUUAAUUGAUACCCCAGGACAUGUUGAUUUUAGUAAUGAAACAUUUUUAUCAUUAUGUGUAUCAGACAAAUGUGUCAUUGUUAUAGAUGCAAAGGAAGGAUUACAAAUUCAGGCAUUAAAUAUAUUUCGUUAUAUAAAAGAAAACCUACCCAUAUAUUUUUUUUUAAACAAAAUGGAUAUACACGAAACUGAUCUGGAAUACAAUUUUGGGAGUAUCAGAAAUAAUUUGAGUAAGAAAAGUCUACUUAUAACAUAUCCAAUUUAUGAAAAUAAAAAAUUAAAAUAUAUAAUAGACCUACCCUCAAUGUUGAUGUAUUGUUACCCCCAACUUAAGUAUGGUCAAAAGUUCGUUUAUAACAAAAUUAACCUUGAAUCGGUUUUAAGGCAGUCCAAGUGUGAAAAUGUGCAAAGACAUUUUUCUUCCAUCGAAUCGUACAGAGUUGUUGCAGGAGAAAAUAAAAUUCAACAUGGUCACAGCGAGACAAUCAGCACAGACGCGUUAAUGAAUUCACACAUCCUAAGUGUUCUAAACCAUGAUAUAAUCAAUUGUGUGAUACAAAAAAGGGAAGAAAUUGUAGAGGCACUAUGUGAUUUAGACACUGAUUUAGAAUAUAAAUAUCUAAAUAAUAUCAAAAUAAAGUACAAUGAUAUGAAAAAUAGCCUGAACAAAUGGAUAAAUAAGAAACAGAUUUUUCCUGUAUUUUCAGGGAGUGCUUUAAAUUCACAUGGGGUCCAUCUACUGCUCGAUUAUGUAACAACUGGAGACAGAAUAAAUAGAGAUCAUAUUCAUAUGAAUUUAAGUACAUGCCCUUCAGACGGAAAAGGAAAGAAGAACAACCUUUCGACAAAUAAUGGGAAAAAUCAGUCCAGGGGAGAAAAGGGCAUUCAAACGAUUAGCACAUAUUUUAAUGAACGAAUUUCCAACAAUAAUGAGGAAGAACCUUCGUUUAUCAAAACUAAGGAAACACGUCACAGCACAAUUAAUAAUAUUGGUAUUCACACAGACAAAAUUAUAAAAAAGGGGGGGAACAAUAUGCAAUUGUAUAAGACCAUUUUGUUUAUAUUCAAAUUGAUAAAUGAAAAAAAUGGGUACAAUACAUUUUGUAAGGUGUUCAAGGGUGAAUUGGCUAAAAACACAAAACUUCUAAACAUGAGAAAUGGAAAAACCGAAAUAGUAAAAGGUAUAUAUAAAGUUAAGGCAGACAGAUAUAUAAUGGCAAAUAUAUUGAAAACAAACGAUAUAGGAAUGAUUCGAGGGUUUGAAAAUGUAAUGGUUUGUGAUAUAAUAUGCGAAAUGGAAGAAGACGAGGGGAAGUUAGUACAGGAACAGUCACGUAGUAAAAAAUAUACACAUUGUGUGGAAGUGAAAGGAAUUACGAACAUAACUCUGGAACAUGUGAAAAAGAGUGAUGAAAAUAUUGAAAAUAAGAAAAAAAAAAUAAAUGAUAUAGAUAAAAAUGUAAAUUUUUUUAGCUAUAUUUAUAGAUUGAUGAAAAACGAAAUACAAAGGAAGGAGUUGUGGUAUUUUCUCAAAAGUUAUAAAAAAAGAAUCAGUAAGAAUAUUAUUCUCUGUACAUGUGCUAUAGAACCAAAAGAUUAUAGAAAAGAAAAUGAAUUAAAAAACAUUUUAAAGAAUAUUUGCCUGGAAGAUAACAGCAUUGUUGUAUAUACAAACCAAAAUAACAACUUGGUUAUUGGUUCGAUAGGUAUAUUAAAUAUUGAAGUUACCUUGGAUAAAAUUAAGAGCGAUUACAAUAUUGAUAUACGAACUGGUAAUGUAGAAAUAGUAGAAAAGGAAUACGUCACAGGACAGUAUGAAGAGACCAUUAAGAAGCAAAUGAAAGUGAAUUCCAACUUUUCUACCAUAACGAUUGGUUUGACCAUUCGGGAAAAAAAGUUCACGGAUGUUUCAAAGUUUAUUCAGGAUGCGCUGAGACAUGACAGCGUGUCUCAGUUUGUUUUGUCUCACAUUCGUGGAGACGAGGAAAUAGGGGAAGAGCCGUCACAACAGCAGAGGCGACAGCAGCAUAAGCAAUCGCAGCAAGAAUGUGCUUUUCCAAAUUACUCAAUUCAUAGCCAGUUGGAAAGACAAGGCUAUGUUUUUUCCUCCCCUUCGAAAAGCGGAAGCCAUGUUCAAAGUCAAUCGGAUUGCAGUGUUGAAGUAGAGCUUAAGGACGUAGAAGAGGGAUCAACCGACUUAAUGAAGGGAGAUGAUGGGUUGAUUACAUCUAAAAUAAAAAUUAACAGUAAUUGUGAAACGUCUCAAAACUCAAGAGAGAUGAGGAUGUUAGGUGGGAAUAUGCAAUCGAAGCAAGUGAUUCAGUCGGAGCAAUUGAUUCAAUCGGAUCAACAAAAUAACGCGCUUUACCAGCAUAUGGAAACACCGGAAACUAUUAGCAUGGGAGUGAAGGAAAAUGGAUUGACCUUUAUGGAAAAUGUUCAGAAUGAAGCAGAAAGUAACGAAAUGUACCUUGCGGAUGAAGAAGAUAUGGAUGAGUACCUUCUGAACUUCAAUUACGAGGACCUGUUCCGAAGCAGCGUUCUCGUGAGCAAGAAUGUGCAGAUGUACAUUGAGGAAUUAAAAAUACAAAAAAAAACAAAAAAAAAAAAUUUUUUUGAGGAAAUUUUACAUAGCUGUAUUGUUACCCUGAAUAAUUGCCUAGCCAAUGGAUACAGAACGAGUGGAAAUAUUAUUAACACAGAAAUAGAAAUUACAAAAUUAGAAAUAUCCGAUGAUACCACAACUGCAGUUGCUAAAUAUGCUUGCAAUGACCUGUACUAUAGAAUACUUAAAAGGGCCACUGUGUGCGUAGCCAAUCCUAUGUCUCUUCUUCAAAUACAAACAGAUGAAUCCUUUGUUGGUGUCAUAGUGAAAGAUUUAGUUCAGCACAGAAAUGGAACCAUUAUUCAAAUAAUGAAAAAUAAGGACCCCUAUGAUUUUAAAAUUAUGAAAAUCAUUGCGCUUAUCCCAGUUAUGCAUACUCAUAAUUAUGCCUCCAUUUUAAGGUCUAUUUCGAGUGGUCACGCCAAUUUUUUUAUGACAUUUUGUGGUUAUAACAAGUGCUAA
This is a messenger RNA of Plasmodium gonderi, 3345 nucleotides long. Its product is annotated as tetQ family GTPase. Gene Ontology annotation, molecular function: GTPase activity; GTP binding. The transcript has a single exon. The record is from RefSeq and is a predicted model, not a curated record. Gene Ontology annotation, cellular component: mitochondrion. Lineage: Eukaryota; Apicomplexa; Aconoidasida; Haemosporida; Plasmodiidae. The coding region runs from base 1 to 3345 and encodes 1114 amino acids. Gene Ontology annotation, biological process: mitochondrial translation; ribosome disassembly.